This is a messenger RNA of Lathyrus sativus (Indian pea), 1098 nucleotides long. The record is from the annotation of a GenBank genome assembly. Lineage: Eukaryota; Viridiplantae; Streptophyta; Magnoliopsida; Fabales; Fabaceae.
AUGGGAACCAUUGAUACUACAACCAAGCCUAACCUUAAUUUGAAUGAGCGCAAAGCAUUUGAUGAAACCAAAGCUGGUGUCAAAGGACUUGUUGAUGCAGGUAUUAACAAGAUUCCAAACAUUUUUCAUCAUCAACCUGACAACUAUCAGAAAUCCAACAACACAAACCAUGCUAUUCCUGUCAUAGAUCUUGCAGAUAUUAUUCAUAAUAAACAAGAUUCAAGUAUUCAACAAGGGAUUGUUCACAAAAUCAAAGAAGCUUGUGAAACUUGGGGUUUUUUUCAGAUUGUUAAUCAUGGAAUCCCUUUGAGUGUUCUUGAGGAGUUGGAAGAUAGGGUUAAGAGGUUUCAUGAGCAAGAUAUUGAAGUCAAAAAAAGUUUGUAUACAAGAGAUCAAGAUAGAUCAUUCAUUUAUAAUAGCAAUUUUGAUAUUUAUAGCUCACCAGCACUCAAUUGGAGAGAUACUUUUAUGUGUUACUUGGCUCCUGAUACUCCCAAUCCACAAGAUUUUCCUCUAGUAUGCAGAGAUAUAUUGCUAGAAUAUGGGAAACACAUGAUGAAUUUAGGGACUUUACUGUUUGAAUUGUUGUCAAAAGCUUUAGGACUGAAUCCAAACCAUCUAAAAGACAUGGAUUGUGCUGAAGGACUUAUUGCUCUUUGCCAUUAUUAUCCACCAUGUCCUCAACCAGAAUUGACUGUUGGAACAACCAAGCAUUCUGACAAUGAUUUUCUCACAGUGCUUCUACAAGACCAUAUUGGUGGCCUUCAAGUUCUUCAUCAAGAUAAAUGGAUUGAUGUUAAACCAGUCCCUGGGGCUCUCAUAGUUAAUGUUGGAGAUUUUUUGCAGCUUAUAACAAAUGACAGAUUCAAGAGUGUUGAACAUAGAGUAGUUGCUAAUCAUGUCGGUCCAAGAAUAUCUGUUGCAUGCUUUUUCUCCACAGGGUUUAGGUCAUCCUCAAAGCUGUAUGGACCUAUGAAGGAGCUUUUAUCAGAAGACAACCCUCCCAAGUACAGAGAAAUUACAGUGGCUGAAUAUGUAGCCUACUUUAAUGCAAAAGGAUUAGAUGGUACUUCUGCUCUUACACAUUACAGAAUUUGA